Molecule: messenger RNA, 1885 nt
Organism: Cynoglossus semilaevis (tongue sole)
Lineage: Eukaryota; Metazoa; Chordata; Actinopteri; Pleuronectiformes; Cynoglossidae
Gene: tspan11
Product: tetraspanin 11
Exons: 10
Coding region: 336-1373 (345 amino acids)
Cellular component (GO): plasma membrane
Source: RefSeq, a predicted model, not a curated record
CAGGUUUAUACUGUCGUUUAAUUCCGUUUUAUCUUCUUAUUAGUAACCGAAUACGAUUAUAAUCACAACGUGUCUUUGUAUAUUUUAGUUGUCUAUCUACGAAAAUAUAUUUGACAUCACAACGUAAACGAUAACAGUGAGUAGUAGAAUAUUUAUAAAAUACGAGUGAGCAUGAACGCAGCAUCCUCUGUCCGACGUUGUGGAAGCAACAAGCUCGACCGGACCAAACGUUCUCUGCUGCAGUGGUACAGUACCUACUUUUUACGGGAAUACACCUACAAAACGACACUAUCGGUGCCCUAUUUUUUUACAGUCCGCACUGAAUUCAAAGGAAGAUGUCAGUGGAAUAUAAAGAUGACCAGGAGGACUGGCUGACUGUGUGUCUGAAGUACCUUCUGUUUGUGUUCAACUUUCUCUUUUGGGUGGGUGGAGCUGCAGUUCUGGGCGUUGGAGUGUGGACACUGGUGGAGAAGAGCGACUACUUGAGUCUCUUGGCUUCCAGCACUUUUGCUGUGUCUGCAUAUAUCCUUAUCCUGGCCGGCAGCCUGGUGGUAGUCACUGGAUUCCUGGGCUGUUGUGCUGUCAUCCGGGAACAGAGGAGCUGUUUGUCAACGUAUUUCUUCUGCCUGCUCUUUAUCUUCCUGAUUGAACUGGUGGCUGGAGUUCUUGCCUACGUGUACUACCAGAAGCUGAGCGAGGAACUGAAGCAGCAUCUCAACCAAACUAUGACUGAAAACUAUGCCCAGCCAGGAAAGGAGGCCAUCACACUGGCUGUCGAUCGACUACAACAAGAUUUUAAGUGCUGUGGCAGCAACAACUCCCAUGAUUGGGUGGCCAGUGUGUACAUUUCCUCAAAGCAGGCGGAAAACAGAGUUGUGCCCGACAGUUGCUGUAAGACCAUAACUCCAGUGUGUGGCCGCAGAGACCACCCGUCCAACAUCUACAAAGUGGAGGGAGGAUGCAUCACUAAGCUGGAGCAGUUUCUGGCAGACCACUUGUUGGUCAUUGGUGCUGUGGGAAUAGGAGUAGCCUGUCUGCAGGAAAAUGCAUCCCCUGACCAUCCAGAGCCACGUCCUGACAAAGUCAAAGUCACCAGUCGCUGGUUCGACACGUGCCUGAAGGUACACGGUGAGAGUCUGUACCAGAGAGUGCCAGCCUAUAAGAGAAGCUGCAUCAGAGGAGCUUUUGUUAAAGGUGCUGUGCUCUUAUACAGGGAGGCUCUGGCUCUGCUGCGUCGUUGGCAGCGUCCACAUUCUGUCAGGACCUGGUGGUCUUCCUCUGUCCUCCCUCCUGUCUGUCCUCAGCACGUCCCACCUCUUCCUCCUGGGUGUUUCCUGCACAGGUCAUCUGCUGAGCCAGACCUGGCGCUGUGACCUUCAGUAGCACGGAGCUGGAACAGGAAGAGGAACUUCUCUGACAUUAAAGAACUGCUGACCUUUUGUACGUGGGCUUGGUGUGUCAUAGGACGAUUACUGUGGAUAUAUAAAAAAAAAAAAAACUUGACGACAUUGAGAAAGGUCAGAUGGAAAUGACCAAUAUUAGUCAUUAGAUGUCAGAGUUUUAACACACCUAAUGUGAACAUUUAAAUUGAAAAAAAUGAAAAAAAAAUUUAUUGAUAAUUUGAUAUUUUUGUUAAUGCUCAGUCACUAAAACGUUUUACACAUCAGCUGUCAAAUACAGUGACUUAAAAAAAAAAGGUUCAGCUGUUGUGGUAGAAUUUAGAAUUUCCUGAGACCUACAGCGGUCGACAGUCAUCAAGAGUCGUCAUCAAGUGAAGGCGAUAGAGCAAAACGACACGGAGAACAUUGGUCACAACAGCUGUUCAGAGGUGUAGAGCUCUACUCUAGGAGCUCCAAGAACUACCUGCGCCUCAUGUCAGAAAAUU